AUGCCACUGACCCAAGAGAAUCUUCGUGCAAUUUCCAAAGGGCACAAUAAACAAGCCGGUCCGCGUACUCAUAAAUCUAGUCGUUCAAACCCGAAAAUCGAGCGCAACCCCCACAACGGCAUUCAAACCCUGAAAUCUACAGACAAAAAUCAUGAAGCCGAAGCAGCGUCUAGCAAAAGAUCUCAUUCGAGAACAGGGAGAAUAAAACCUUUAUGUAGCGCAGCUUCAGAUCCUGGUCUCGACUCAGAAUAUGUUUCUCAGCGUUCCGAUAUGAAUUCGUCGAAUCCGGGCAGACGGUCAUCGAUUGCAUCGUCGAUGUCUAGAUAUUCUGAUACAAGCUCCCUGGACAGAUCAAGAGAUAGUUUUCAUGUAAAUGUAGGGCAUCAUGAUGUUCAUGUGCGUUAUGGGUCGGGCCGAACGAACUCAGCGACAUCGUCUGACGACGGCAAUGAAACACUGGUUCACGGCAAAAUAAAGAAAGCGAAGGAACGGUCCAGAUCCAAGCGCACCGCUGGUAUGGUUGUUUGA
Molecule: messenger RNA, 528 nt
Organism: Botrytis porri
Lineage: Eukaryota; Fungi; Ascomycota; Leotiomycetes; Helotiales; Sclerotiniaceae
Exons: 1
Coding region: 1-528 (175 amino acids)
Source: RefSeq, a predicted model, not a curated record